AUGAUGAACGUCUCGACCAAGAUUCUCCGUCGAGCUGUUGCUCGCAGCACUUUUUCUCGUCCAUGGUCCAGCAUUUCCAAGGCGACUUCCUUGGUGGAUCGCAGUCAGGUGGAAGGACCUCAUGGCAAGUAUCAAGAGGAAUACGAUUUGUCACGACGAGAUCCCGAAGCCUUUUGGGGCAAUGCCGCCAAAUCGAUUGAAUGGUUCCGCGAACCCUCCGUUAUUUUGGAACAAGACAGCCAAGACAUUAACAACUAUCGAUGGUUUCCCGAUGGCAUUGUCAAUACCUGUUACAAUUGCUUGGAUGUCCAUGUGAAAAAUGGACGUGGAAAUCAACUCGCUCUCGUCUACGAUUCGCCCAUUACAGGAAAUACCAAAAUAUCCUUUACUUACUCGGAACUAUUGGAACAAGUGGCCACAUUUGCAGGAGUACUUCGCGACGAGUUGGGAGUUGAACAAGGCGAUCGAGUCGUCAUUUACAUGCCCAUGAUUCCCGAAGCCGUCAUUGCCAUGUUGGCAUGUGCGCGCAUUGGGGCCGUGCACAGUGUCGUCUUUGGUGGAUUUGCCGCCAAGGAACUUGCCACCAGAAUUACCGAUUGCGAUCCCAAAGUCAUCAUUUCCGCAUCGGCGGGAGUCGAACCCAAACGCAUCGUUCCCUACAAGCCACUCUUGGACAAGGCAUUGGAAUUGGCACAACACAAUGUGCAACACACGGUCAUUGUCCAACGACCCAACGUGAAGGCCGACUGUCCCAUGGGACCCAAGGAUCGAGAGUAUCAAACACUCAUGGGUGCGGCCCAACCAGCCGAUGCCGUUCCAUUGCCCGCCAAUCAUAUGCAUUACAUUUUGACCACCAGUGGCACCACGGGAAAACCAAAGGGUGUGGUACGAGAUACGGCCGGGUGGGCCGUCGCCUUGAAGUGGUCCAUGGGUGCUUUCUAUGACACCAAUCCAGGAGAAGUCUUUUGGGCUGCGAGUGACAUUGGCUGGGUUGUGGGGCAUGCCUACAUUGUCUAUGCUCCCUUACUCAAUGGAUGCACCACGAUCCUCUACGAAGGAAAACCAGUUGGCACUCCCGAUGCGGGAGCCUUUUGGAGGGUCAUUGAGGAGUAUGGCGCCAAGACCUUGUUUACGGCACCGACGGCAUUUCGGGCCAUGAAACAGGCCGAUCCAAAUGCGGAAAUGGCCCAACAAUACGAUCUCAGUAGUCUCAAGAAUCUAUUCUUGGCAGGAGAACACAGUGAUCCCGAUACUCUGCAUUGGUGUGAAAGGGCCCUCGACAAAUACAACGUCCCAGCUGUGGAUCACUGGUGGCAAACCGAGUUGGGUUGGCCAGGUGUCGGCAACUCGGUAGGACUCGGCAGGAUGCCCAUUAAAUAUGGAGCUUGUUCGGCGCCGGUUCCUGGAUUCGAAUUGGCCAUUGCAGAUGAUCAAGGAAACAUUUUGCCACACAAUACACUUGGAGACAUGAUUUUGAAGCUACCGCUUCCACCCGGUUCCCUAACUACCUUGUACGGUGACCAUGAUCGAUUCAUCAAAUCAUAUCUGACAAAGUAUCCUGGAUAUUACGAUUCAGGCGAUGCGGUCUAUGUCGAUGAUGAUGGCUACAUUCAUAUCAUGGGACGAAACGAUGAUGUGAUCAACACAGCGGGUCAUCGUCUGAGUACGGGGUCCAUGGAAGAGAUUUUGAUGGACCACAGUGAAGUUGCUGAUUGCGCGGUGGUUGCCGCCAAAGAUGAACUCAAAGGGCAAAUUCCGGUUGGCUUUGUCAUUGUCAAUGCAGGUAGCGAGAUGGAUCACGAAACACUGAAACAAGAGCUGGUUCAGAGGGUUCGCAAUGAGCUAGGCCCCGUUGCCGCUUUCAAGAAGGUGGCCGUGGUCAAGGCAUUACCAAAGACACGAUCUGGAAAGACACUGCGGGGCACCAUGUCCAAGAUUGCCGAUGGGGAAGAGUACAAAGUGACCCCAACCAUCGAAGACCCAACCGUUCUGGAAUACCUCGAGCCGAUUAUUCAGGAACUCAUGGGCAGAAAGAGUAAUUGA
Messenger RNA from Seminavis robusta, 2043 nucleotides. Lineage: Eukaryota; Bacillariophyta; Bacillariophyceae; Naviculales; Naviculaceae. The record is from the annotation of a GenBank genome assembly.